This is a messenger RNA of Bombus huntii, 1832 nucleotides long. RefSeq lists its product as uncharacterized. Lineage: Eukaryota; Metazoa; Arthropoda; Insecta; Hymenoptera; Apidae. The coding region runs from base 271 to 1614 and encodes 447 amino acids. The transcript is spliced from 2 exons. The record is from RefSeq and is a predicted model, not a curated record. Gene Ontology annotation, molecular function: sodium channel regulator activity. Gene Ontology annotation, biological process: regulation of sodium ion transport.
UGGUACGUACAAUCUACGAAACUUAUAAAUCCAUAUAUUGAUAAAACGUCAAUGACUUCGACCGUGCACACCUCGUAGCUUCUAUUCCUUUUAAUCGUCGAACGAUCGGAAGAACAAGGAAGAUCACAUAUUUAAAGAACAAUGAUGUAGAAAAUUCACCAGCGUAGUACAUAGACACGAUGGACAGGCUGACGUAGGAUGUAAUAAUUCAUUGUUCCUUGACAUCAGGAUCUUCUUGGUGAUCGAAUCGAGCUCGAUAAACUCGACACGAUGCCCAAGCAAGUGCCAGUGGAGAAUUUGGUGAUCCCGCCGCAGGACGGUCGGAUAUGCGGGACGAUUUGCAUCUGCCAGAUGACGGCGGUGUUAUCCUCCGUCGCUCUGGUUUAUCUGACCGUGGCGAUUUACAUGCCGAGCACGCGAGCGUUUCAAUCUGGUAUCAGCGAGAUACCAGUGAUGUGCACGACAAUACGCGCGAUCAACGCGGAUAAUUGUGAAUGGGGCAGCUGUGGAGAGUGGUGCCUGUCGAAAACAUCCGGCCCUUGCGUCCAGAUUCAUGUAAAUCUCCGCAGAAACGGCUCGGCGAUCAUAUUAGCGAACUGUACCAAUACCACGAACAAGACCUGUUACGGUAUCGAUCAGGAAAACGCGAAGAAAUCGAAAUGCAUCGCGGACGAGUGUCGCAAUCUCACCGGUACGUUCAACUGUACGUCUGGUGUAUGCAUUAACAUCACAGACGCGUUCGAGUGUAUAUUCCACGACACGGAUCCACCGUUGAAAUGUUCCGGUAGACGCGGUAAGAUAACCUGCAUAGACAUAGACGGUCUGUUUAAUUGUAACCGUGGAACCUGCGAACGUAUCAGAACACCCUACAACUGCGACCGUAGGUGCGUCGAUAUCCCGACCAGGAACAAAAAUAUGAUUUUAUUGAGCGGCGACAAGGUUUACCUGAGUCAAUGCGAGAGAGCUAUAGACGUCGAGACGAAUCGGGAAAUCUGGCACGAGGAUCGUGGUGACGUCAUGAUGGCGUCCUGUUAUGGAAUAUUCAACUCCACCUUGGGCGUCGAAGCUGUUGAUUGUAUCAAUGGAUCCGUUUUAGAGAAAGAUCUUCUCUCUGAUCUGACGAAUUUCACCUAUCUGUCAUAUCUCAACAUAUUCGCGACGAAACCACUGGAUGAAACCAGAAUGGUUGCUCCACCAGAGCAAGAUCUUAUCAUCGCUAACGAAAGUCGUCUGCUAAUUAAUCUCGAGGGUUGCGUCAAUACCCUACGCGAGGAAUGUAAAGAAUUCCUUCACGUAUAUGGGAAGGAUGGUUCUGAUCAUAACGCACGCGCUAGAUUUCCAUGUUAUUACGCUGAGGGUAACACUGAAGUCGUUGUAUCCCGAUUUAACCUGGAAAGCACUUACAAGGAGUUUCUAAUCGCGUUGGUGUUGCCCAGUGUACUGUUCGUCAUCAGUUGUCUGACGUUGAUCUUUUGUCAGAGGACCGUGGUGGUCGGAGAUGAUGCCAAGAUGAGAUUUAAGGGCACAGUUGGUGCCGGCCUCACGUCGAUAGAGAAGAGCGCUUCGGGUAACCUAGGGGAUGCUGGCGGAGGAAACUCUGCUAUGGCGCUCUGAGAUCCGUCACGCAUUCCCCUCCUGGAGGAGAGUCCGGCUCGUCAGUCGAUAUUCUCCCUGCGCGGGCAUUAUUAAGGUGUAGGGAGGGGGGGAACGCGUGGUUGAAAUUCUCAUCUUGCAAAAAAACAAAAACUACAAAACAAAAUAUACAAAUACUUCUGCAGAAAGCGCAAACUAUUUUUGAAAAACAAGCAAAAAUAUACAAAGAGAGAGAGAGA